Molecule: messenger RNA, 1403 nt
Organism: Rhodofomes roseus
Lineage: Eukaryota; Fungi; Basidiomycota; Agaricomycetes; Polyporales; Fomitopsidaceae
Product: Methylthioribose-1-phosphate isomerase
Exons: 7
Coding region: 128-1285 (385 amino acids)
Molecular function (GO): S-methyl-5-thioribose-1-phosphate isomerase activity
Source: RefSeq, a predicted model, not a curated record
GCCUCAUCCUUCGCAAUUGAAGCAGCAAAUUCUCUUCGUCGCUCAAUCGCGUCCACACAGCCUACUCAGCAUUCUUGGCUCGGAAUCCAAGCAAUAACCACUGUCGUCCGCACCAAACUCUUUCCAAAUGGCUCUUACAUCUAUCAAAACCUCGGGCGACAAGAUUGAAAUUGUGAACCAGCUCUUGCUGCCGCAUACCACAGAGUUCAUCGAGAUCGACACGAUCGAGCAGGCUCACGAUGCCAUCAAGUCAAUGAAGAUCCGAGGCGCCCCAGCGAUCGCUUCGCUCGCCGCUCUGACUGUGGCCUCCCACCUGUCCCGAGCGUUACAGGCCGAUCCCGCACCUGAGUGGCUCUCUUCACCACAACUUCUGGAUCCAUACAUCACUGCACAACUUGACUUCUUGUACACUGCACGACCAACUGCAGUCAACCUCGGUGCAGCCACACGGCGCCUGAAGCACACACUUCGGACGGGCGUUGAACAAGGCAAGGACGCUAGCGCGAUUGCCCAGGACUUGAUACAAGAGGGACGUGAGAUCGAUGCAGAAGACGUCUCACGGAACAAGAGGAUGUCGAAGUGGGGAGGGGAGUGGCUGAUCGAGCAGGUGAAGGCGAAGGGCAAGUCUCCGGAGAGCCUGAACGUCAUGACGGUGUGCAAUACUGGGUCGCUGGCGACGUCUGGUUAUGGGACAGCACUGGGGUUGAUCACGUACCUUCACGAGACAAGAAAGCUCAGUCGAGCGUUCUUCACACAAUCUACGCCGUACCAUCAGGGAUCGAGACUGACGGCGCUCGAGCUCUUGACAUUGAAGAUACCUGCAACCAUGCUCUGCGAUAGCAUGGUGGGAUCGCUGUUCCAGCACAACGACAUCCACGCUGUUGUCGUAGGGGCUGACCGCAUAGCUCGGAACGGUGAUACGGCUAAUAAGGUCGGCACGUACAACGCCGCGGUGCUCGCGUCGCGGCACAAUAUACCAUUCAUUGUCGUGGCACCGGUCAGCACUGUCGACCUCGACAUAGCGGACGGCACCGCGAUUCCCAUAGAACAGAGGCCCGCCCUCGAGGCGCGACUGGUCCGAGGUGCAGUCUAUCCAUUCACGCUGAACGCGCAAGGUGUUAAAGAGCAAGCAACUGUCAUGGUAACCCCGGAGGACCUCGAGGGAGUUUACAACCCCAGUUUCGACGUUACUCCUGCUGAAUUGAUCAGUGCUAUCGUGACAGAGAAGGGCGUGGCGGUCAAGGCGGACGGGGCGAGUGGAUUUGACUUAUCGAGUAUUGUUUAAAUCGAUGUUGUUGUAGAGCUGUACGAUCAUCCUGUCGAAGUCAAUGUCGUUCUGUUUAUGUUGCUGCAGCCUGGUGGCGUUCAAGUUCAGCGUUGUCAGCCACUGGCCCACAGUUGGU